AUGGGAAGCCACCCCACCCCUGGGCUCCAGAGAACCACAUCAGCUGGGUACCGACAGCCUUUCUCCUCCUCUGCUCGGGAUGGGCCUCUGGUGGGCAGGAGCCCUGCUGGUGCCCCCCAGGCCCUGACGGCCGCGCAAGCGGCCCUGGGAGCUGAUGGUGCGCAGCGGGGCCAGCUGUGGAGGUUCCUCCGUGAUGUAAUCCAUGCAUCCGUGUCAGCAACUGAUUCCUGUGACCCGGGGACAAACAUGGUCAAAAUGUCGCAGGGAGGGCUCACACUGCCACCGUGUUUUCUAUCCAGGGGUCAGAACUGGAGUUUCCUGAAAGACUAUGACCCCAUGGGCAACAAGAAGGAGCCCCGGAAGUUGCUGGAGUGCGUGCCUCUCUUCUCUGACACGGUCCCCAAUUCCACGAACCAGGCUGUGGGCAGCAGGGUGGACACGCCCCUGGGGAAAGCCCACAUCAGCCUGGACUUCUCCUUUGUGGAAGGAAUCCGGAAGAAGGAGCUUGAAGACGAGCUACGGCCCAUCCAGGAGGAGGGCCAGGUGGGGCCUGCCCCCGGCGGGUGUGGGGCAGCGGGGACGCUGCUGUGGGUCCGGCACCUGUGCCCCGGACAGCACCCCUGCAUACAGCCGGGGGUCGUCAUCUCUUAA
Messenger RNA from Delphinapterus leucas (beluga whale), 651 nucleotides. RefSeq names its product ciliary microtubule inner protein 5 (gene CIMIP5). The record is from RefSeq and is a predicted model, not a curated record. NCBI's taxonomy places the organism in Eukaryota, Metazoa, Chordata, Mammalia, Artiodactyla, Monodontidae.